UGCUGGGAGGCUGACGUAUCGAGAACAGUCAGUGGAUAACUGGGUUGCAACAUCAAUAACAAUCGGUAUAAUACCGCUGGAUCAUCGGCGUUGCAUGCGUUUAAAUACAGGAAUCCUCCCUGGCUUAUUGAAUGCGAUUGGUAUGCAUUUUCACAACCCCAGUAGAACACUGCAAAGAGGAAAUUCUGACUCAUUUUCGUGGUUUCGUUAUCUGUAACGAGGGCGUUACAGGAAAGAUGCCAUGUCCAUCGGUGAGUGCGGUGCGCGAUCGCUGAUCAUAAAGAAUGGUGCAUUUGAAUGUUGAUAUGUAGAAAUAACACACGGCUUAUCGUGUUGUAGUUGGAAUAACGGUGUAUAGGACAAUAUCUAUGACAAAUGGAGUAAAACGAAUGAUAAAAUGAGAGGUGCCCGGUCGAUCUGCGCAGGUGGAUCACCAACCUGAUGUUAACAAUCUCGUUUCUCCCCGCGUCUGCCGGGUCGGUAUGCUGUGAAGCUGGUUGUGAAUACCGGAACUCGAGCCAUGCUUCCCGGGGUCGGCGUGUUUGGCACCAGCUUGACCACGCGGGUGAUUAUCCCGCUUUUGAAGAACGAAGGAUUCGCGGUCAAGGCUCUAUGGGGACGGACUCAGGAGGAAGCCGAGGAGCUGGCCAAAGAAAUGAACGUACCGUUUUAUACCAAUAGAAUCGACGACGUUUUGCUGCAUCAGGAUGUGGAUUUGGUGUGUAUCAACCUACCUCCACCUUUAACGCGGCAGAUUGCUGUCAAAACAUUAGGUAUUGGUAAGAACGUGAUCUGCGACCGCACCGCCACCCCACUUGAUGCCUUCCGCAUGAUGUCGGCCGCCCAGUACUACCCCAAACUACUGAGCAUCAUGGGUAACGUGCUGCGCUUCCUGCCCGCCUUCGUACGGAUGAAGGAGCUAGUGGAGGAGGGCUACGUGGGGGAGCUGCUGGUCUGCGAGGCCCAGGUCCACAGCAGCAGCCUGUUGGGUAAGAAGUACAACUGGAGCUGUGACGACCUGAUGGGCGGUGGGGGGCUGCACUCGGUGGGUACCUACAUCAUCGACCUGCUCACCUUCCUGACGGGCCAGCGGGCGGCCAAAGUGCACGGCUUCCUCAAGACGUUCGUCAAGCAGACGGCGCACAUCUGUGGCAUCCGCCAGAUCACCAGCGAUGACUUCUGCACCUUCCAGAUGGUGCUGGAGGGCGGCGCCUGCUGCACAGUCACGCUCAACUUCAACAUGCCCGGGGACUUCCGCCAGGAGGUGAUCGUGGUAGGCACGGUGGGCCGGCUGACAGUCAGCGGCACGGACCUGUACGGCCAGAAGAACACCAUGGAUGGAGGGCCAGAGCUACUUCUGAAGGACAGCACCCCUCUGGAGAAGGCCUCCCUACCGGAGAAAGCUUUCAGCGACAUCCCCUCGCCCUACCUGACAGGAACUAUUUGCAUGGUACAGGCGGUGCGGCAGGCUUUCGAGGACCAGGAUGACCGGCGCACAUGGGAUGGAAGGCCGCUGACUAUGGCGGCCACCUUCGAGGACUGCCUGUAUGCACUGUGCGUGGUGGACACCAUUAAGAAGUCCAACCAGUGCGGCGAAUGGCAGAACAUUGAGGUGAUGAAAGAGGAGCCCGAGGUGAGCCCGGCCUACCUGAUCAGCGAGGCCAUGCGGCGCAGCAGGAUGUCACUCUACUGCUAGCACUGGCACCAAAAUGGCCGACUGGUGCUAGAGACUGGGGGUGAGAGAGUGCCCUCAUUGGCUGGCUGUCUGACCAAUAGGGGAUAAGGGUCCUGUUUCGCUUGUCCCCAAAAUGAUGUGAACAGUGAUGAACACUCCUAUCUCUUUGUCCUCUUUCCUGGAUGAAUAAGCCUCACACUGUGGGUCUGAGAAAGGGAAGCCGUUUCUAUGGAUGCUAGACUCGGGUCAACAGAGGGGUUUUAUUGUACCUCUAGAGAGGUGAAUGUUUAAACCACAGGGSGCUUGAAUGGUUCAGUCCCUGUCUCAGUGUAUGUGUGCUGUGUAUGAGUGUGAAACCAGCGCAAAAAAACGCCUGCAAAAUCUAUAGUUUGGCUGGUAGGGCUUUUAGUAAGGUUCCCCCCUCUGGUAAAGUGUGCAAUAAAUCCUGCCAGAGCUGCAGGCUCGUGGAAUUAUGUCAUCCUGCCUGAAUCAAGGGAAUACCCUUUUUGCCUGCUUCUCGUUUUUGUAGUAACGUCCUUAUGCAAUAGACAGACACACAAUCUGUGGAUGGCGACUCAAUCCCGUGCUAUGCUGUGAGUAAAGCCAAGUGUUUUUUUCUAAUCUCAAGGUCAUUCCCGUUGCUUAGCUAGCCAGCUAGGUUAGCAUUUGCAUGCGCUAAAGCUUCUUACACAAUAGCGACAACGUAGGGUAAAACAAUCAGUACUAAACCUCUGGGUUAGUGCAUGGAUGGGACACGAGCAUGCAUCAAGCCUCCAGAUAAACACCCUUUAAGUCUCCCACUAGGAACACUCUGCUUGGCUACUAGUUUCUGUGAAUAUGUAACUUCGUGCUACUAACUGAAGAACAUGGGUUAAUUCGGUUUUUUUUGUUGAGAGAAGAGCACUGAUGGUCAUGUACUCAUCACUAUCCACACAGGUUACAGGAGAGAAUGGUAGUAGCACAUAUUGACCUACAAGCCAAAACGUUGGAUUCUUGUAUUUUAUUCAAGCGCUAUCUCAUUGUUUUCUCAAUGUUGAGUAUGCUACGUCAGUCUGCAUACGCCUACAUGUCUAUAGUCUUGUAUAAAACAAAAAAGUGAAUUGUUUAAAAUGAGUCAUGAUAUAAAUGUACUGUUUUGUAUUUUAUUUGUUUUUUUUAAAACUGCUGUGCGAAAAGACUGGAACAUGUUUUGAUGAACACACUGUUCAGUAUAAAAGUAUUCAUUUUGUGUUUUGGACUGAUCCGUACGGGGGGUGUCUAGUUAGUGGGAGACAGGUGAGGUGAGAGAGGCCUUUGAGCGUUCAGCUCCUACGUGCGUUGGUCCUGUCUGUGGGAUCUCUGAAGAAAAUGACUACUGGAAAACGACUAUUUUGGUUGGAGUAUAGAAACCUUUUUGAAACGUGGUCCUCAUUUGUAUUCCAUUUUUGAUAGGUGCAGACAUUUUCAAAAAUGUUAUCAACUUCCCUUAGGGCUCAACAAGCACGCUUUGUUAGGGCUCAACAAGCACGCUUUGUUAGGGCUCAACAAGCACGCUUUGUUAGGGCUCAACAAGCACGCUUUGUUAGGGCUCUACAAGCACGCUUUGUUAGGGCUCUACAAGCACACUUUGUUAGGGCUCAACAAGCACACCUUGUUAGGGCUCAACAAGCACGCCUUGUUAGGGCUCAACAAGCUCACUUUGUAGCUAUUCAACAGUUAUCAUCUGUCCAGUCAGUCACCCCAUUGGGCACACACUGGUUGAAUCAACGUUGUUUCCACACGUUGAACCAACAUUGAAUUGACAUCUGUGCCAAGUGGGAUGCCUUCGCCUAUUCAAUGAAACCUGGAACUGUAAAAUUGAUUUAGAAUUUUGGUCGAAGUUCUCAGUUCUGGACAUUCCAGGGCCUAUAUUCACAGGGUGUCUCAGAGUACGAGUGCUGAUCUAGGAACAGGUCCUUACUGUCUUAUUCGUUAUGAUCUGAAAGGUAAAACUGAUCCUAGAUGCAUUGUGAAUACGGGCCUUGGUCUCAUAAAGAGUUGCGGUCUUUAGUGUAAGAAUCCCUGUUACAUGUUGGCCUUUCCGAUCGUCAGUAAGCGAGAAGGAGAGAUUCAAGAUCCAAAGAUCAUGUCUUGGUAUUAUGUACUUGACCAUCCUAAUUCUUUAUCCAAUUCUCAGUUAGUCCCCUCUGUUCCUAAGCCGGGUCUAUGGCCUUGUUCCAAACCAUGCACCUCUAAAGCUGCACCCAGAGAGGAAGUCUGUGAGGAUUCCCUUUUGAGGCCUUAUAGGGAGGAUGUGUUGGGACCUAUGGUUUAGUCCCCAGUCUUCCAGUCCAGGAUGGAGCCCGAUAGCUUUACUAGAUGAAAUCAAACCCUAAGUAAACCGUUGAAUUUGACCGUGAAGAUCGCUAACGCGUCACAUUAAACGUGACGCGUUAGCGCUAAAUCAGACAUUUCAUCAAGUAGAAUCAAUGAAGGACAGAAAGGAUCCAAGUAGAGUCCGUUUAGCGGUUUGAUCUGGCACACCGGCGUAUUUAACCGUAAGCCUACAUCUUGACCAGGUGCUCUAGAUGCCAUUUCCUUCAACAUUUUUAGGCCAGUUGAUGAAAAUUGAGUUUGGGUAUUUAAGUGGUUGAAUAUUUAAUGUUUGAAAUUAGAAAUUAAUGCUGUGGAAGAUUUCAUGCAUUUGGUGUUCGCUGACUAAUUUGUACAUUUUAAUUUAAUGUCUUCAUGCCAUUUAUUAUUUUAAAUGUUUUUCUUUUUAUAAAGUGGACAUUUCAGGUCACAGCCAAUGUUGGUUAAGUUCUAUGAUAAAAUGGACAACUGCUGUACCACCUUCAAACUGUAACAACUGAGAUGUUAAUAUUGUAGUGUGUGUGUCUAUACCUGAAGGUGUUACCCUUAGAGCACUGUAGAUGCUCCUCUGACUGUACGCCCCCUUCUCUGCGGGACUGUGGUGUGAGAAAAAAAAAAUCGUCAUAUUGCCAAUUCCUUAUUGUCAUUGCCUGUGGCUUUUUAGGGUGCAUCCUCUUGGCUUAACAAGACAUGGAAAAAUAAAAACUGUGAACAUGGGGGGGGGGGGGGAGAUGUUACAGUUCAAUAGGUUAAGUUUGUUUGUUCUGCUUCGUUUGCUGAAAUGUGAAUAUUUUAGAUCUUCUCCGUGCUGUGCCAACAUUUACAAACAACUUGAGGAGGUUGGGCUUUCCUGAUUUAAUAUAGAUAGUAGUCUAGCUCAGUGGGAUUUAGAUUAGAUAGAUUUUGGGAAACAAAGACUUUAAAAUGUGGUUAGGAUACAUUACCCCCCCCUCCCUCCCUGCGGUACCUUAAGGGGGGUCACUCUGUUCAUAAUGAGAAGCAACCGCAAAGGUGGUUCUUGUGUACCCUCAGUUCGUCACCUAGCAACGGUGGCAGCCACUGUGCCAACACUCGGCCAUCUUGGAUUUCUUUCCACUUUCUCUCAUUCUCUCUUGUUUUCUGUUUCUGUCUCUCAUUCUCUCUUACCCCCCCCCUCUCUCUCUCCCUCCUCGUUCUUUCUCUCCUGCUCACUCUCAGCCUGAAGGACAAAUUGACUUGGUGCUUCUGCAGACCCCUGAUAGCUUGUUCAUUAAGCUUACCGUUCACUCACAAUUUAUUUAAUUUUUGUUGCCUUUUACAACAUGAUAUUGAUAGAUUUCCCCCACAUUAUUUUUACCAUACAGUGGCCCCUUUUCAUUAUGGCACAGACAAAGCAACCACCGGUCAAGGAAGCUUACAUUGAGCCUGCUUAUUUUAAUGAAAAUAUAAUGAUUGUUGUUGAUUUAUUAUGAUAAUGGUAAUUUUAGAUUUUAAGUCCAAUAUAAUUAUAGUGAAUUUGUAUCUCUAUUGCUUAGUAUUAGGGCAUUUUUAUAUUUUCAUUAUUAAUAGGCUGACACAUUACCUUGAGCGUCAAUGAUGUCAGUAGACUAGAGUCAGAAUAGCUGUUUGUUGGGUGACUGUUUACCCUUCACACUGGGGAACCCUACUCCUUGCCCUAGUGUCUGUUUCCUUGACUACAGGCUGGAGUGGCAGUUAUUUGGCCCAAUAGUCACAGACUCCCGGCACCUUCGUUUUCCUGGCUCAGGUCAGAGGUGGUGACUGCUGAAAAGGGCCACACACACACACACACACAGAGGAACCCUCCCUCAACAGGUUUGUAAGUGCUGGUACAGUAAAUAUAAUUGCUGAAGGUAAUGUCCAUCUUGAUACUGUAUUGACGUUUGUUGACUCUUUAUUGUACUGUAUGUAUAUCGUGGAUGCAUGGACUUUUUGGUAUAUAUUGAACCAACAGGCUCAUAUUGAUCAGUCUUAAACUAGAGAAUGUAUUGUAGGAAUAUAUUUAUCUAUUUUCUAUAUAUGAGAAAAUGACAGUUGUGGUUUGGGAGAUGGGGAGGGAGGGAGGGUGGGUGUCAGUAAUAUGUCCUCUUAGUUUGCUGUAUAUGGAAAGGCUGUGAAUGGAGUCCCCCUUAAUUCCUUAGCCUGGCUCUGUGUCAGUGUUCUACUGUUUGAUCUCCCGCUCCAGUACUUUGCACUGCUACUGUGUGUGUGACUAGUAAGAAAGUGUGAGUGUGCGUGCGUGCGCAUGGGGGAAAUGUCUUGUUCUGACCCCAUCAUCCUGGUGUUCAACAACAUGGUUUACCGCUUCAGAACUUGUCCAAUGCUGCAGUUUCUAAGGAUUAAAACAAAUAAUACCUACCUACA
Molecule: messenger RNA, 6367 nt
Organism: Salvelinus sp. IW2-2015
Lineage: Eukaryota; Metazoa; Chordata; Actinopteri; Salmoniformes; Salmonidae
Source: RefSeq, a predicted model, not a curated record